Molecule: messenger RNA, 1110 nt
Organism: Strongyloides ratti
Lineage: Eukaryota; Metazoa; Nematoda; Chromadorea; Rhabditida; Strongyloididae
Product: Zinc finger, C2H2 domain and Zinc finger C2H2-type/integrase DNA-binding domain and Zinc finger, C2H2-like domain-containing protein
Exons: 2
Coding region: 1-1110 (369 amino acids)
Biological process (GO): regulation of DNA-templated transcription
Molecular function (GO): RNA polymerase II cis-regulatory region sequence-specific DNA binding; DNA-binding transcription factor activity, RNA polymerase II-specific
Source: RefSeq, a predicted model, not a curated record
AUGGAUUCAGGAAUUCAAUUAGAACAGUAUUCAAAACCAAAACUGAAAACAUUUAAUAGUCAUUCAAUUAAGGCAUCAAAAAUAACAAGAUGGUAUUGUGAUAUUUGUGGAAAAUCUUUGUGUUCCAAAAGGAGUCAUAAUGAUCAUAUGAAUAUCCAUAAAAAUGCUAGACCAUUUAAUUGCCCUAAUUGUCAUUAUUCUGCUGCCAGUAAAAAUACCCUACAAAGGCACUUUCUUAGACAUCACCAAUCAAAAGAGAAAUGGAGUUAUUUAUGCCCAUAUUGUCCUGAGAUGUAUGUUGAGGCAGCUGGUUAUAGAAAUCAUCUUAAACAAAAACAUCAUGGUUAUUCCGGAACUUUUGGGUGUCCUUUUGGUGAUUGCAAGUUUAGUACAAUGUCUGCAUCCCAUUUUAAGGAUCACAUCCUACGCCAUAAUCCAUCAUAUUUUGAGGAGGGAACUACUGUUAAAAUUGAUUUAUCUCAAAUUUUAUUAAAACUAUAUCUUGUUGAUGAUAAUUUUGGUAAGACUAUUCCUGAUAAUUUGAUGGUUAUUGAAAAUGCCUCUGAAGAGGAGGAGGAAAAAAAUGUUGUUAAUGUAAUACCUAAUAAUGAUGAUUAUUUUAUAUCAAAAUACGGUGUGCCGAAUCCAAAAUAUAUUAUUGAAAAAAAAACUAUGAGUGGUAUUAUAUCAAAUUUUACACAAAAUUUACCAUUACCAAAAAGGGUAUUGGAGGAUGGUAAUUUUUCGUUGUUACAAUGUACUUCUGAAAUAGUGACUCCUAAUAAUAUUAAUAUAAAUGAUUCUAUUGAAGAUGAAGUAAAAUCCAAAAAAAUACUACAAACUAUUAGUUAUGAUAAUAAUAAAAUUAAUGAUAGUCAUACGAGUAAAAAAUUAAAAUCAUCAAUGUCUAAUGAUAUUUUAAAAGUUCAUACAACAUUAAAAAGAGAAAAAAAAGUUUUCAAAACAGUGGAAGGAUUCAUUGAUGAGGAUAUUGAUGAUGGUGAACCAAUAAAAAAAACGGAUCUAUCAGGAGUUGGAUCUCCGGUAUUCUUACAAAAAGAAAAAGCUUUCAAAACAAAUGAGGGUACUUAUGACUGGGAUUUAGAUUAA